Molecule: messenger RNA, 3325 nt
Organism: Myripristis murdjan (pinecone soldierfish)
Lineage: Eukaryota; Metazoa; Chordata; Actinopteri; Holocentriformes; Holocentridae
Product: probable ATP-dependent RNA helicase DDX17
Exons: 13
Coding region: 401-2341 (646 amino acids)
Molecular function (GO): ATP binding; RNA helicase activity; nucleic acid binding
Source: RefSeq, a predicted model, not a curated record
GGUACGGGGGGGGCGGUCUCCGGCUGCAGACACCGGCGCCUGCAACUCGCUUCUUCCGCUCGCUGGACCGCAAAGCUAGCAGCAACAAGACCUGCUGAGACCCGUCUGUGUGUUCAUGCAGCAGAGUGGGAAACAACCGCGUUGUCUCACACCAGACGGUUUGCUUUUAAUCAUCUGACGAACGAGCAAGCUAACGUUUUUUUCCUACGGUUUAGCUCGUAUUAAAAGUGAGUACCAGGCAAGGCUCUGGGCGUCGUUUCCCAGCUAACGUUAUCUGUUAGGCCCAAAAGCCCAACUAGUGUCCCAGACGAGAAGUACACUCGGCUAAACAACACAAUUAGCCGGUUGCUUUGUUGGACUUAACAGCGUAUCCCUAUUAUCAGAAGCCCGUGUGGUCAAAAUGAGAGGUUAUGGAGACAGAGACAGAGACCGGGACCGUGGACGGGACAGGGGAAGCCCUCGGUUCGGGUCCAGCAGAGGUGGCCCUCUCCCCGGUAAAAAGUUUGGGAACCCCGGGGACCGUUUGCGCAAGAAGAAAUGGGACUUGGACGAGCUGCCCAAGUUUGAGAAGAACUUCUACAGUGAACAUCCGGAGGUGCAGCGGAUGAGCCAGUAUGAAAUUGAAGAGUUUCGCAGGAAGAAGGAAAUUACUGUCCGAGGUUCUGGUUGCCCAAAGCCUGUCACCAACUUCAAUCAGGCUCAUUUCCCUCAAUAUGUAAUGGAUGUGCUGAUGCAGCAGAACUUCAAGGAGCCCACAGCCAUUCAGGCACAGGGUUUCCCUCUAGCCCUCAGUGGUAGAGACAUGGUGGGCAUCGCUCAGACUGGCUCUGGGAAAACCUUAUCGUAUCUGCUGCCUGCCAUUGUGCACAUCAACCAUCAGCCCUACUUGGAGCGAGGAGAUGGGCCCAUUUGCUUGGUCCUGGCCCCCACCAGAGAACUGGCGCAGCAGGUACAACAGGUGGCGUAUGACUAUGGAAAGUCAUCCCGCAUCAAAAGCACAUGUGUGUAUGGGGGCGCUCCAAAGGGACCACAAAUCCGUGACCUGGAGAGAGGUGUUGAGAUCUGCAUCGCCACCCCAGGUCGUCUUAUUGACUUCCUGGAGGCUGGAAAGACCAACCUGCGGCGCUGCACGUAUCUGGUGCUGGAUGAGGCUGACCGCAUGCUGGACAUGGGUUUUGAACCUCAGAUCCGCAAGAUUGUGGACCAAAUCAGGCCUGACAGACAGACCUUGAUGUGGAGCGCCACCUGGCCUAAAGAGGUUCGCCAGCUGGCCGAGGACUUCCUGAAGGACUACGUGCAGAUCAAUGUGGGGGCCCUAGAGCUCAGCGCCAACCACAACAUCCUGCAGAUAGUUGAUGUCUGCAUGGAGAGUGAGAAAGACCACAAGUUGCUCCAGCUGAUGGAGGAGAUUAUGGCUGAGAAGGAGAAUAAGACCAUCAUAUUCGUGGAGACCAAGAAACGGUGUGAUGACCUCACACGGAGGAUGAGACGGGAUGGGUGGCCUGCGAUGUGUAUUCAUGGUGACAAGAGCCAGCCAGAGAGAGACUGGGUUCUUUCAGAGUUUCGCAGCGGCAAAGCUCCGAUCCUCAUUGCUACUGAUGUGGCUUCACGUGGUCUGGAUGUGGAGGAUGUCAAGUUUGUCAUCAAUUACGAUUACCCCAAUUCAUCGGAGGACUACAUCCACCGUAUCGGCCGUACGGCCCGCAGUACCAACAAAGGCACGGCCUACACCUUCUUCACUCCGGGAAACCUCCGCCAGGCCCGCGAGCUGAUCCGGGUUCUGGAGGAGGCCCGUCAGGCCAUUAACCCCAAACUGCUGCAGCUGGUGGACACUGGCCGAGGGGGAGGCGGAGGAGGCGGCCGUCCUCGUUUCCGUGGCAGCUCCAACUCAAACAAUCCCAACCUGAUGUACCAGGACGAGUGCGACCGGCGCAUGCGCUCUGUUGGUGGGGGCAGCAGCAACAAGGAUGGCCGCGGAGGUGGCAGCAGCUUCAGUCGAGACAGUAGGGAUGGCCGCAGCCGGGACAGCGACCGCUCCUCCUCCUCCUCUUCCUAUAGGGACCGCAGCAGCCGGGACGGGGGGCGCAGCUACAGCUCCAGCUCCAACUCGUACGACCAGUACCAGAACAGCAGCAACAGCAGCAGCCAGUACAGCAGCUCCCGGGGCGGCUCUGGGUCGGGGGGCAGCGGAGGGGGGCAGGCCCCACCACCACCUACCUCGGGCCCCCAGCCUCUCAUGGCCCAGCAAUUUAACCCUCCCCAGCCCAUGAUGGGCCUCAUGGGGCACUCGCCUUUCCAGUUCGCAACUCCACCCCCACCUCCUCCAUCGGGCAGAAAGUAAUGUGACGCACACACUUCCAAAUUCACACAAAUUUUUCAUUUUCUAAAUUAGUCAGAAAUUUCUGACUUUGUAAGGAUUUAGCUUUGGGUCCUGGACAAUUUACCACUGUCACAUCAACAUUCCAGUUAUGAGCUGCGUUGGGUUCCAUCAUGUUAGAGCAGUGUACUUUGAAUUUCCUGCCUCGGUGAUAUUUUAGUGGUGAGCUCCUGUCAUUUUCUCAGCAUCAGAUUCCAUGACAGGUUUAGAAAGAUUUGGGCUGACUUCCUAAAUUUUUUUCUCUUGGUGAAGCCUUGUUGCUCGUUUGUUUGUUCAUGAAACGUCAGAUGAAUCAGCUGUCAUUGGUUAAUGUUUGGCCGAAAACUGACUCUUGUGUCAGUUGACCAGUUUUCGUUUGUUUUUUUUUUUGUUUUUUUUGUUUUUUUUUGUGGUAUGAGCUGCUACAGUGGAUUUGUAAAGUAUCUGAUUUUGCCUUUAGGUGUAUCAAAGGUAGGUGCUUCAGUUACUUUAUCUUGUUUGUUUCUAAGCUGUUAUGUUGUAGGUUCACUACAUAGUAUCUUUAUUUACUUGUUUGAAACCUUGUAAACCAUAAGAACAUGAGUUACUUGAAGAAAGGUGGAAAUCCAUAGACCUUGAGCAAAAUUAGUUAACAUUUUUCACAUGCAUACUUCCUAAUGAGAUAAUAAAUUUUCCUUAAGAACGUGGUUUAUUUCAGCUCUGUCUGAAAAUUAACUUAAGGAGCAACCCAUUUUAAAUCAACAUAUAUGGAUAUUAAAUUUAAGUUUGGCAAAUGUAGAGGAUGCUCACAGCUUCAUAAAGAUCUUUUUUUUUUUUUUUUUUUGGUGGUGGUGGGUUGGGGGGGUUACAGUUUAUCGCUAAUAUGGCAAACUCUCAGUGCUGAAUUUCUAUUAGCUUAAAAACAUUUGGCUGUGUUCACCUUUUACUGUCUUUGUUUUUCAGGUUUCAAUAAAGCUUUUCAGUGUAUAA